CCGACUCCAUCAUUCUCGAUCAUCCGCCAUUCCGCCCAACCACAAAGGCCAAACCACCAGCGCACUUGAGGACUUCUCACGGAAAUCAGAAGGACGACCACUUCGCCGCUGCUCUGGAGUGAAGCCGUGAAGGAUGGAAAGAGGACGAAAAAGGACUGAGCGUUGACCUCCGCCACCAAGCAUCAGCGCCAGCCGCCAGGCCGACACUGCUGACUGCCCCACCGCGACCAGCCUCCCCGAGUCCGAGAUUGAAAGGAAAAGCUUUGAUUCAUAUGAUGAGUACACAGAAUACACCCCACCAAAUAUUGCAAUCUCCGGCUAGACUCGGCCUCCCGCCACCAAACUCACCUUCUAUUCAAAACCCCGCCUCUCCUAAACAAUCCAAUACCCAUCUUUCUCAAUCUCACACCCGUCAACACCCAAACACCUUCUCGACAACAACAACCUCUCUAACCCUUCUGUCCCUCCUCCCCCCUCUGCCCAGAGCUCAAUCUCUCCUUACUCAAAUGGCUUCCCUCUCUUCCAGACUCUUUGAAGUUUCACCCAACCGCACCCAAUGGGUUAGUUCCUUCCGUGGCUCUCUCCCUUCCUUCUUACCUUCUCAUCAAAUCCCGCCACUUGACUCCUUCCCAUCUUCAACGAAACAAACCCUUUCUCUCUUCACUUCAUUACAGUCACAGCUGUUUGAGGCCGUUGCAGAGCUUCAAGAGAUCCUUGACCUUCAAGAUGCAAAGCAGAGGGUCUCCCGGGAAAUCCGUUCGGAAGAUUCCUCCAUUCUCUCUUUUGCCCAGAAGCUUAAGGAAGCGGUCCAAGUUCUGGACAUGCUAGUGGAUGACUACUCCGAUUAUCGCCGCCCAAAACGGGCCAAACUGCCCGAGGAGGAGGACUAUUCGUUGACGACCGUCACUACUCAGCUUAAACUGUCGGAUAUAUUGUCUUACGCUCACAGAAUCAGCUAUAGUACUUUCGCUCCACCCGAAUUUGGUGCUGGGUCUGGCCCACUCCGUGGGGCGCUUCCACCUGCCCCUCAGGAGGAGCAAAUGCGUGCCUCUCAGCUGUAUAACUUUGCUGAUCACGAUGUAGGUUUGCCCAAAACGGAUGAGCGUAAUGAGAAGAUACUUGAGCCGCUUGUUGACCCGGCAAUGGAGGAAGUCAAUCAUAAACAACUUCCCAUCCUGUCAAAUAUUGUGGUGCCUGAUGGAUGGGAACCCGGAAUGCCCGUGGUACUUCCCAUUGAUAUACCUCCCCCUCCACCGGGCUGGAAACAAGGAGAUCCAGUUCCCCUUCCUCCGCUUUCACUCACUCAGAAGGUGGAAGGUCCGCCAAUGCAACUACCUGUGGUGGUGCCUCCACAGGGCCCGCCAAAGAUGCCUGAAAUCAUACAGGUUCGGCAUGUGCAACUUGAUCUUACUGAUGGCAGUAGCGACUACAGCAGUGAUGAUGAAGCCAGCUCUGAUAGUGAAGAUUGAUUUUCAUAUGAACAAAAACAGAAAAUGUGUAUUUAUCUGCUCGUUUCUUCACACUGAGAUAUGGACUAAAAUAACCCUAUAUCUCAUAAGUACUUAUCUUAUCAGAUAUGAGUUAUUCUGCUAUCAACUUUAACCCCAUUUGACUCCAACAUAAAAGGUCCAUUGUCUUUGCAUUGAAAAGAUGAUCACCUUAGUUAUUGGUUGGACUGAAUAUUCGAGGUAUGAUGAACCUUUUAUUAGUGUAGAUCAAUGAUGGGAUUGCGCUUGAAUGUAUAAUAGAGAAUUCAUAUGGUACUCCUAAUGGGGAAACAAAGUAGCAUACUGUUGUUCCUUUGUAGAAGUGGACUUGAGCAUGCUGGUGUUCCAUUGUAGAAAACAGAAACUUCUUUGUGCCAUGUUGUACAGUUUUCAAUUCAUCAUCAUCAUUAUCCCAUCCCCUAUGGUGGGGUAAGGGCAGUGGGAUGUACGCAGUCUUACUCAUGUACUAAAGCACAUGUUUCCAGAUGAUCUGUAGUGAAAAUCCCGUCGAAAAUUGCAUGUACUGAUUGCUGUUUCUUAACAAAGAAGCACAUCUUAGUGCGCCAUUUUGCUUCAUUUCAUUAUAUUCUCAAGCCAAAAAUAGUGAGUCUUUGCUCCACUGCAAACGAUGUAUAUUUUUCAAUUGUGGAGAAAAAAUAUAUCGAGCAAUUGCCUGUCGAUUCAAGACUCG
This is a messenger RNA of Cuscuta europaea, 2178 nucleotides long. The record is from the annotation of a GenBank genome assembly. Lineage: Eukaryota; Viridiplantae; Streptophyta; Magnoliopsida; Solanales; Convolvulaceae.